AUGGUGGUGACAACGUAUGAUGUUGUCAUUGUCUACUUAGGUCCUUUGUGCCAAUCCAGGUGCCACAUCGUUGACACUCGGCGGAUCAUGACCUCAUCAAUCCGGUUGCGGUCCUCGUAUUCUUCGGUGUUGGUUGGGACCGGAUGCGGUCCCUUCUUUGGGGGUCGAAAAACAAUGCUAGGACUACUACCACCUAUGUUUCCUGGUUUCUGGUUUCCUAGUUUCCAGAAACCUAGAAACCAGGGGAAACCACUGAAAACCCGGAAUCUAUUUUUCCAUCUUACUGAUGUAGCUGGCACCUUUUUGGUCAAUAUUUGGCAGUGGCCGUCAUCGGGGGCACCAAUGGAUUUCUACACAGGGUUUGAAUUGCUUUUAUCUGGAUGCUGUCUUUUCCUGUUGUCUUCCCCAACCUGGGUGUGGACGCUAGCGUUGUCAAUGUCAGUGCAUAUUCUGAUUAUCAAGAGUGAGAAGGCAAGCAUGAUUUCAGCUGUGGACAAUCAGCAGCAAUGGUAA
This is a messenger RNA of Laccaria bicolor S238N-H82, 513 nucleotides long. RefSeq lists its product as uncharacterized. Bases 1 to 513 code for a protein of 170 amino acids. The transcript is spliced from 6 exons. The record is from RefSeq and is a predicted model, not a curated record. Lineage: Eukaryota; Fungi; Basidiomycota; Agaricomycetes; Agaricales; Hydnangiaceae.